CGACUAUAUUUUACUCCAUGGUUCAGGGCAAGAAAAGUUUGCAGGUUAUGUGUUUUGUUUUCAAUUUGUUUUCCUCGCCUCGCCUCUUGUGUUUUCAGUACUCGCUAAAAACAAUAAGUUUCCCCCGGAUCAUAGUGAAAUAAAAUUGUAGAAUGGAUUUUUUAUCUUUAACCUUGACGCAAUCUAUUAAAUUUACACAUCUUUGGUGACCCUGUAGCUUAACAUGGCCUGUAAUUUAGGUUUCCGAAUUGGACUCCUCCUGGAUCAGUUUUUCUCAGAUCGUCGAAAGAAGUGCUAUUAUUUUAUAAACACUGAUAAAGUCAAUACCAUUUCGGAGCUAAAAGAAACUCUGACGUUCAAAUUUGAUUUACCAUCGGAUGUCCAGUUGAUGCACAAUGGAUUCCUAUUGCUGGAUGAAGACACAGUGUUCGUUAUUCGCCAAGACGAAACCAUCGAAGUUGUUCCUUGCUCUCCGCUGCAGGAGAAAAGUUUCUUGAAAGAAAGAACUGAAGAUACCUCCUCGCCAUCAAAACGAGAACCACAUUGUAGUCGAGCCCAGGUAAAAAGCACAAAUGAAAAAAUUCCAAGCUCAAAAGACAAAAUCACGGGACCACACUCCCUCCAGACAAAUUCUGAUGAAAGUUCAAGUGGAGAGAAAGUUAAAAAGAAGAAAAAGAAAAAACGAAACCGAAGUCCUGAAAAUCUUCAUGUUUUAGAAAACUCUGUUGAUGAUGCAAGUGGAAUGGACUACCACUCAACACCUCUUAACUUUGUUCAAGCUAGCAACAAGUAUUACCAAAUCGAAAAGGCUGAAUCUCCUAGUUCUUCCUCCAAUUUUAUCAAAGACUCAGUGAAAACUCCUAUUCUAAGUGAGAGUAAACAUGUAUUCGAUGAUGAAAGUGAAGUACAAAAUCUUGCUUUGGAAAGUGCCAAUCCUCUUUCAAAUUCUUUGAAUCAUGUAGAUUCUAAUAGGAGUAAUAAAAGAAAGUGGAAAAAUGAAAGUAAUAGACUGAGAUAUUCGGGUGUAGCAGAACUUAUAAAACAAAUUCAGACUAGCACUAGUUCAAAAGUAGAAACUGAAGAACCUACCAUUGAUACCGUAAUCGAUGAUUCAAGCCCCAAAGCAAAGAGGAAAAGAACUCGCCGUCAUAGAAAAAGGAAAACGAAAUCAAACGAUAACUCCUUCAAUACCAGCAAUAUGGCUCCAAUUUCCACAGAAAAUGGCUCCACUGAAGAUUUUGAAGAGUUGCAAAGCAAACCUCGUCUCCACAAGAGGUUUGACAGUCAUGAAGAUGUCAGCUUGAACUUCGAUACGCAUCAAAAUGCUAUUGCAACUACCGCAGCCUCGCACGAAAUUAAUUCACACUCAAGAUUAUGCAGUCAAAUUUCACCUCUAACCCCACCGUCUGAGCACAAUUCUGAAGAUGAUGUUUACAAGAAGUUACUUAACUUGAAAAAAAUGAAUAAACCAGUAGUGUUUGAACGAGUCCUGAAAGGCGAUGUGCGCAACAUUCAAGAUGAAGAAAAACCUUUGCUCACAUCUGAAGAAGUUGAUGCUGUUCCUUCAAAUAGUGAAAAGAACGCCAAUGAAGAUCAAAUGGAAAUAAUUUAUCAAGAUACCAAUGAAGCAGUAUUGCCAUUAAAAGUUGUAUCAAACUCAAGUAGCAACGAUGAAGCUGAAACUUUUAUUGGUACUGAAAAUCAAAGGAGUGAAAUUGAUAGUUCCAAAAAAGAGCCCUGCCCUGUACAUAUUAAGAAGACUAUUUGUGAUAAUAACUUAGAAAAAAUUGAUAUCAGCAACUAUCCUAUCAUUGAAAGUACUCGGAAAAAUGACAUUUUAGUAUUCAAGACCCUGAAGUUAAGUGCCAGUCUCUCUCCUACACUGUCUAAUUUAAUCCUUGCCCGUGUUUUGGAUACUUAUCCAGGAACUUUAAUCUUAUUUGAAAUCUUAGGGGGUGAAGAAGAACUAGAUUUCACUACAGAUGGAUCCCUCAUGGAAGAGCAUAAAACCCCAAAUCCCUUGAUCAAAUUGAAUUGGACUGACUUAUACGAGCCACGCCUUCUUUAUCCAUGAGAUUGUCUAGCAAUAAUGAAUUCUUCAGUCUUCAUUUGUAUGCUGUUAUACUGAUAGCUUCUGCCUAGAAAUGUAAGCUCUAUUUUGGUGCCAACAGAGUUUAUAGAGAUGGUGCUCAGGAACUGCAAAUGUUCUCUUUUAUGGAGACCUCAUUCCAGCUGUAGGCUACUCAAUUAAGACUGGAGGUAGCUCCAUGUUUUUGAUCCGCCUACCUACUAUAGAAAGAAAAGAUAUUUUGCUACUUUUUUUAUUACUGCAAGUUGAUAUACCUAUGGUCAUUCGUGCAAUGGACCACUAGAAAACCACUUACAUAUAAAGCUAAGCAUUCUGAUACUUGUUAGCUAAACAAAAUAUACUUGUUAGCUAAACAAAAUUUCAUGUAGAACACGAAUUAGUUGAAAGCAAUUGCUAAAAUGGAUUCCUAUUCAAGACAUCUAAUGAUUCUGUAUGCAUAAAUUCAAACUCCCUUCUUAUGAAAAAACAUAAUUCAAAACUAGUCAAAUCGUGCAUUAAAUGUUCCCGCAACAGUCUCUGCGGCAUCAUAAUAUGACAACCUUGGCGGUUCGGCUCAGCUGUUUCACAUCAUUCACACUUUGAAGAACACUGCUUGAUUAAGGAGCCUAUGACACCGUUGUAUUGCGCAAUUUCAUACAAAGUUUUCUUUCCUUGUGAGCAGGCAAUUCAAAUUUCCUGCUAGUAAUGCUGACUGAAAACGUUAACAUCUUGAUUGGAAGUAAAUGUAAGCAAUUUACUUUACCCGAAUAAAAUUCUGUGUGAAAUUUUGAUCAAGGAUCAUGUACCAGAAUGCUGUAAUUUGUACCUUGUAUGGUAGUCCAUUGUAACAAAUCAGUCCUCACCCAACAUGUACAGGAUGGAAAACCCACAGAAUUUUAGGAUGCAGACAGUGAAGCAUUGUAAAAAUACUCAAGAGUUUUUUAGAAUUCUCAAUUUGUUAUUGGUCGCCAUAGAACAAGCCUAUAACACUUGCAAUUUAAAAAAAAUAGUGAUGACUCAUUAUACAGCUGACUAAAGUCAAUUCAUCAAAGUUGCUUCAUACAUGAAAUGCAACAAUCUCAAAAUAUUGUACUACAUCGCAUUCUCUCAUUACAAACUAAAAGGUUCAAAAAGCUUGUCCAUCAAAAAAUCUUGGAAAUUUUAAUUUAUUAAAUUUAAGAGUUUAAAUGUGUUUCCAUAUGAAUGCUGUAAUGCCCCUGAUUAAUUCUUUUAUUUCUUUGAUAAUCCUAGCCGCAUACUUAUUUUGACCUCAAAUUUUUAUAUACUUACAGGUACGCAAACAUCUUUUUUGUUUUUGUUACUGAAAUAAAAAAUUUUUGAGAA
This is a messenger RNA of Bemisia tabaci, 3412 nucleotides long. RefSeq lists its product as uncharacterized. The record is from RefSeq and is a predicted model, not a curated record. Lineage: Eukaryota; Metazoa; Arthropoda; Insecta; Hemiptera; Aleyrodidae.